This is a messenger RNA of Schistosoma haematobium, 16666 nucleotides long. Its product is annotated as catalase A. Gene Ontology annotation, cellular component: lysosome. The coding region runs from base 14228 to 15448 and encodes 406 amino acids. Gene Ontology annotation, molecular function: cysteine-type endopeptidase activity. Lineage: Eukaryota; Metazoa; Platyhelminthes; Trematoda; Strigeidida; Schistosomatidae. The transcript has 7 exons. The record is from RefSeq and is a predicted model, not a curated record.
AUCAACUUCAUUGACUACGAAAAGGCAUUUGAUAGCGUGGACAGAACAACACUACGGAAGCUUCUUCGAUACUACGGCGCGCCGCAGAAGAUAGUCAAUAUCAUACAGAACUCAUAUGAUGGAGUAAACUGCAAAAUUGUGCAUGCAGGACAAUUGACAGACUUGUUCGAGAUAAAGACCGGUGUCAGGAAAGGUUGCUUACUCUCACCCUUUCUCUUUCUCCUGGUGACCGACUGGAUCAUGAAGACGUCAACAUAUGAAGGGAAACGUGGGAUACAGUGGACAUCUAGGAUGUGGAUGGACGAUCUAGACUUCGCAGAUGAUCUGGCUCUUCUAUCGCACACACAACAACAAAUGCAGGAGGAGACGACCAGUGUGGCAGCAGCCUCAGCAGCAGCAGCAGCAGCAGCAGUAGGUCUCAAUAUGCACAAAGGGAAAAGCAAGAUUCUCCGAUACAACACAGAAUGCACCAAUCCAAUCACACUUGACGGAGAAGAUUUGGAAGAUGCAAAAACCUUUACAUAUUUGGGCAGCAUCAUUGAUGAACAUGAUGGAUCUGAUGCGGAUGUGAAAGCGUGGAUCGGAAAAACAAGAGCAGCACAUCUACAACUGAAGGACAUCUGGAACUCAAAGCAACUCUCUGUCAACCAACACUAAGGUCAGGAUUUUCAAUACAAAUGUCAAGACAGUUCUACUGUAUGGGGCAGAAACCUGGACAACCACGAAAGCCAUCAUCCAGAAGAUACAGGUGUUUAUUAACAGUUGUCUAUGUAAAAUACUUCGGAUCCGUUGACCAGACACUAUUAGCAACAACCAACUGUGGGAAAGAACAAACCAGAUCCCAGCGGAGGAAGAAAUUAGGAAGAAGCACUGGAAGUGGAUGGGACACACAUUGAGAGAAGCACUCAACUGCGUCACAAGACAAGCCCUCACACGGACUCCUCAAGGCGAAAGGAAAAGAGGAACACCAAAGAACACAUUACUUCGAGAAAUGGAGAUAGACAUGAGAGAAAUGAACAGGAAUUGGAUGGAACUAGAAAAGAAGGCCCAGGACAGAGUGGGUUGUAGAAUACUGGUCGGCGGUCUAUGCACCAUUAGGAGUAACAGGCGUGAGUAAUUAAGUAAGUAGUUAAUUAAUUAGCCUGCCAUUUCAGCUGAGAAAAAGCAUAUUGAAAGGACAGCUUGAUAAUUAUUUCAUUCUAACCUUAAAUGUUCAGUAGCCUGUAACAACCUCUGAUCCUACAAAGGACUAGACUACACGAAAUAUUUAAGUCAUACGACAAAUGUGACCAUUUGAACUGAAAAGUGAAAAGUAUAACUAAUUGUUACUUUGAUGAUGAUGCUUCUUGUAAUAACUUGUAUGAUGUAAAUGUGGUGUUCAGGGGACAUCUGUUUCCGUUAUGGAGGCUGAUAAAAGAUUAUCACUAGUAAAUAGUGUGUGAUUGGAAAAAAAUACAUGGGUCACCGUCUUUAAAUCUAUAUUAUUAGCUGGUUUAUUAAGUGGGGAUUUUAUUUGUUCAUAUGAGAGUCAGAUAAUUCGUGUUUCCAGUUAAUUAUGCUAUUUGAUUAGUUAAAAUGAAUUAAAUGUGAAUGGAAGUUGAACUUUCAACCUGAAAUCUGACGGUGGGAUAUUUUUAACAACGUAAUACUUGUAAACCUCUUAUCUCUACAGGUUAGUCAUAAUUUAGAAUGGCUCAGAAUUAACACAAGUUCGAAACACAGACAGGUCUUGUUGAAGAGUUCCAAUUAGGAUGAAAGUAGAAUCAAGAGGUCCCUGCUAAGUGACUUUAGCCACUGGACAUCAUUUAAAGCUAUACAAAUAAUUUUUCGAAAUUCCCCAUGGCCUACACACAUAAGAGUUACGGAUUCAACUGAAAAAGAAACAUCUAUAUUGGUUGUAUUUGCCUAACAUGAAAUAAAUACAUUACAAGAACACCGGAAAAAAGUCCAUAAAAACACUAAGGAAUGAUGUUGAGUUAAGUUUAUAUUUUAGUAAAUCACUCGAAAGCUCAUUCUUUAGACUUCCUGUUGGUUGAUAUUCGCCGAAAAUGCCUAUUUGUAGUUAUCAGGGUAUUUAUAUUUUUCACAGGGUCUUCAAUAAUUUACACUAAUGGCCAUAUUGUCAUAGAGUCGACAUAGUUCGAUCAACAUGAAGGAUUAAACAAUGUGAUAUUGAUUAAAGAAAUGAUCACUGUUUUCGGUUAAUCUCAACAAUUAGUACUCAUCACCGUACUUUAGUUUGUAACUAGGUCUUUCAGUUUUCGUACCGAGCGCCUAGAUAUUAGAAGAUUGAGUACCCAUUUAAAGGUUUAUAUUGACGGUAUUACUCAACGGCACUGAUGACUACUGUUUCUCUCAUUAUUUUUUAACUUCAUCAGUCACAACUUCUCAAUGAUACCUCGUGAUAACCGUCACGUGAUAUUUCAGAUUGAUCGAAGUUGUAAUUGCAUCACUGAACAAUGACCCUGUGACUUUAAUGGUUAGGUGUUUGGUGCUAGACCACCGAUCUUGGGUCCGAUCUCCGGUUGCGUCGUGAUUUUGAACUGCUGUGAUUUAUACAACCUACAUAUCAAAUCAAUUUCCACAAUGCCUAGUAGCAAGAUUUACAUACUUAUGUCUAUAUUUCGUUGCCAAUUCAACCUAAUUCCCAAUGGUAUAAAAUAUUCAUAGACGACUCAAACAGUGCGACUAUUAAACAACAAUAUGAAAGAAUGAAUCUGAUUUAGCAAGCAAACAUGUUUACUGUAAGGUCAUUUGUAAAAUAGAAAUGAGUUGUCAACCAUUGAACCAUUUCAAUUUGAAUAAAGAUGAAUGGUGGUUAAUAGUAGAAUACAGGAUGCACGUUUCCUUCUAUUUGGGACUCGUUUGAUAGAUGUACCUACCUCUCAGAGUUGAUGUUCACUCCAGGACUCCAACCCAGUACCGUUUGCUUCAAUCACCAUCGCGUUAUCCAUUUCAAUUUGAGUUCAGAUGAAAACAUGAUAAAAAUGUACAUGUUAACUGUAAACAAGUACUUUCAUUAUUUCAAGUUCAUUUUCAUAAUCAUUUCUCUUUCGUUAGAAUCUCCACUAGUAACCAUUCAUAUUCCCAUACAAAAUUGAACGAGGUACAUUUACUUAUUGGCAAUGAGUAAGAUUAUAUUUGAGCUAACUGAAACAACUUUUCCUGGGGACAUUAAAUAAUGAUCAAUAGACGUAAGUAAGUAUGUAAUGACAGAAUUAUAGAAAAUAUCGGAACGUAAGACAGAAAUCCAAGUUGGAAUCAAUGAUGACUAAAAUUAGCGUGUUUGUUAACGUACCGUUUGUAGGUGAACUAGGGAUACUUUUCGAAUAUGAAGGUCAGGUUUUAACAAUCUGAUUGUUAUGGCUUUCGUAAAAUCUCAAAGAGUAAUACACAUCUUUAAUCAUAUUCGGUAAGGUGACUGGAAGUAGUCGAUAGAAAAUUUUGCAACUAAGUCUCAUGUCAAUUAUCACUCGUUUAUAAGGCUUAAUUACAUUGUUAAGAAGACUAAUGUUCCAUCUGGUAUUCAACCAAUCUCCUCUUCACUUCUAUAAUCUGAAACAUUGAAUUAUGUUAUUUGGAAAUGAACUAACCUCUUGUAGGUCUGUAUUACUUACAAUUAAUUACUUACUUAAUUACGCCUGUUAUUCCCAAUGGAGCAUAGGCCGCCGACCAGCAUUCUACAACCCACUAUGUCCUGGGCCUUCUUUUCUAGUUCCAUCCAAUUCUUGUUCAUUUUUCUCAUGUCUAUCUCCAUUUCUCGCCAUAAUGUGUUCUUUGGUGUUCCUCUUUUCCUUUGGCCUUGAAGAUUCCAUGUGAGGGCUUGUCUUGUGACGCAGUUGAGUGCUUCUCUCAAUGUGUGUCCCAUCCACUUCCAGUGCUUCUUCCUAAUUUCUUCCUCCGCUGGUAUCUGGUUUGUUCUUUCCCAGAGUUGGUUGUUGCUGAUAGUGUCCGGUCAACGGAUCCGAAGUAUUUCCCGUAGAGAACUGUUAAUAAACACUUGUAUCUUCUAGAUGAUGGCUUUCGUGGUUGUCCAAAUUUUUGCCCCAUACAGUAGAACUCCGCCUGGAGUACCUCCGGGGGCUACUGCCAGUACCAAGUCCGGAUAAAGGAGGAGGGUUGAGAAUGGGGUUAGCGACCCCAUCCCGUAGAAAACUAACUCGCUAAGAAAACGCUUACCAGAAAAAAAUUAUUCAACUUACAAUUAAUUGAUCAUUGAAUAAUGACCAAUAUCAUAUUUAUCUGGUUCUUUAAUAAUGAUCGAUUGUUUACCGAUUAAAUUGAAAUGUGGCCAUUACUUUUAACAACUUAACAUUAUACGAAUCAUGUUGAACUGUUAAAUAAGGCUUCAUAUUAAAUUUCACCAUCAUAUAUUCAAUAAAAGGAAACAAUAAUCUAGUUUGAUUUGAACAAUGAUUCUAUAAAACUGAUCAGUUCCCUACACUAUGGAUUAACUCAAACACAGAAUAGCUAUUACUCUAUAACUUUCAUAUUGAGACGAAAAUGGUUGAACAGGCUGAAAUGAUCUAUUUCAAUUAUAUAUGCAUAUAUAUAUAUUUCCCACAAAAAUGUUGUUUUUACUCUAAUAUUCAUAGUAUAGGCGUGUCCUUGGAUGUUGUACUAGAAUAGUGAAUAAACGUCCAGGUCUAGUUGCGAGAGGGAAAAAAAAAUUAUAUCCAGACAGUCCUUGAGACAAUAUCACAUGUUUGGCUUCUAUCCUACUAUAAAAGUUUAUAUGGUAAAUCAAUACAAUUACAAUGAAUUGUCAUAGGAUACAUAGAUGUGUAUAUGUAUGUAUAUGAAGGAAUAAUUUCUUUAGUUGACCAAAAAAAGAAAAGAAACAUUUCAUCAACUGAUCUACAGAAGAUAGGUAUAUGUACUCUGGUUAAAGAUCUACUUCACAGAUUGAUUGAUAUAUGUUACAUCAUUUGUGAUAGUUGAAUAAAACUGUAUGCUUGUCCUUGCACAUAUUGAUUGUUAUCGAUCUCUUAAACUGUUGCAAAUCAUGUAAUUAAGUUAUGAUUGUUUAUAGAAACUAAAUGAUUAUUAAAGGUCUUUUGAAGAUUGUUCAUUUUGACAGUAAUUUAAAUCAUGGACUGAAUUUAAAUGGGGGGGGGAAAAUUAUAUUUGAAACCAGAAAGUACUAGAUACAGCUGUUUUGUUCUAGUAUAAGAUUCAUCAGCAUUUUCGAUUCACAACCUAUUCAAGUAUCGAUUUUAUGAUCUUAUGCUAAGUCCAUUACACCUGAAGGUUACCAAUUUGAACUAUGGAGGUGUCGUAGGUGUACAGUACUGACUAGUUAUAAAUUAUGACGAAACAGCUUACGAAUGCUGCCUGGUUUUUUGAAUGAAUGUACAAAUGAAGUUAUUCCACAAUGCAAAUUAUGUUUAAAGGUUAAAUUAUAAACACAAUACCCUUAAAUUGUUGGAUAACAUAAGAUACAAUAACUGACAAAAAGUAAAAGCAAACGGAACGGGAAAAAAAGAUGCUUAAAUAACUCACAAGUGUAAGGAGAUGUAUGUUAUAGAAAUCACUCACCAAUCAAUAGAAACAAAAUACAACAACCUAAUCAUCAAGUAAGUACUUCAGUGACUUAUUGUUAUAACUUGUAACCACCGAUUAGAGAGCAGUAACUUAUCGAUCGGAACAAUGACGCGUAAACCCGUAUGAGUAGUCUAGAUUCCUGAUUGGUCCUGCUUUCCGCCUAGCCCAGCCAGUUAAGUCCAGAACACAAGUCUCAGCCUCUGCGAUAUGAAUCCUUUAUUUCAAACAUACUGAGUUUAUAUACCAAUCAAACAGACCAGAACGUACCAACAAAAUAUAAAACAACAUUUGUACAAGAAUUAGCCAUAUGUGGCUGUGAAUGAGGGAGGUAGUGAUAUACUGGGUAUAACUCAAGAAUGGUAAAACGUAUAAUAAUAGCUUAUGGGUCAAAAUAAAGCUUACAAUAAGAGGUAUAUGAAUAUGCAUAGUUUAAGAUUAGGUGGUGGUUGGAGGUAGUCGACAGGACUGUGAAGCCGAGUGACACGAGGUCGAAUCCCCCAGGGAGCACCAGUUCCCUCAAGAUUACAUGUACACCUUGCUGACGAGUGCCAAGUAGCACGAAACCCGGGUCCAGGGAUUCCUGUCGACUAUCUCCAACCAACAUCUAAUCUCCAUAUAUACUGCCCGCAGUGUCGAGUCACCUAGACUGGUGGCCACAUUGUAACAUGAUGGAUAGCAUUCGAUUUGCACUAAUAAGGACUAGACACGCAUGACAUUGAUCGCUACCCAGUGAUCAAUCAAUUGUGAUAUGCAUAGUUUAGUUACUCAAUAAUUAUACAAUAAAAAUAUACGUUUAGUAUUGGUCCAUCAAUAGAUUCCAAAAGUUACCAUUCAUUAUUCUUGCCGGGACAUAACACUUAUGAAAAAGACGAAGUAUAUGAGUGUGUGUAGGGGGGGUAUGUCAACUAAAAAUAAAGGUCGACACGUUGUUAACUUCUAAAAUGGUAACUUCUAUUUAUUUCGAAAACUAUCAUUAAAAUAUUGGCAAUGAUAAUCAGUUUGUUACUAAUUUAUAUUUACGUUUAUAUGUAAUGGAUACUAAUGGAUUAUUGAUUAAUCAAUUCCAAUAUGAAAAAUAGACAAACUAAAUACUGAUAUUUAAUUGGUUUAAAUAACUUGUCAUUAAAAUUACCAUCUAUUUUAUUAGAUAGAUACAACAGAAGAGGCCUAUAAGAUGACAAAAUCUAAGAAUAAAAAAUCAUUGUAAUCACAAUUGAUUGAUCACUGGGUGAUGACCAAUGUCAUGUGUGUCAAGUCCUUAUAAUCAAUUGCGAUUACAUCUCAGUCCUACAGGAGGUUUGUCGCGGCCCGGAUAGUUCAGUGAUAACGUGUCUGACUGUGAAGCUAGAUGACACGGGAUCGAGUCCGUCAGGGAGCACCAGUCUUCUCAAGAUUACAGGUACACCUUGCUGAUGAGUGCCAAGUAGCAUGAAAUCCGGGUCGAGGGUUUCCUAUCGACUACCUCCAACCACCAUAUAAAAACCAAUUGUAUAUGUAAAAUUUUUGUUAAUUUCUAUGUAUCCUCAGAGGAAUUUAAAAAUAAGGGUAACAUAAAUUGCCAAAGUGAAUGAAUAUUGUAUAUUGAUGGAAUAUCGUUCUCUGAGCUAGGUGAUUUGGUUGUGGAGCUUUCAUCAUUCUUCUGAACGACACCAUCAACACAAACUUCAGGUAGAAAAGAAGUGUUCGAAUUUGAGUGUUCAAGAAAUUCGAACACUGAUAAUGUCGUCCAGAAGAAUAAUGAAAGUUUCACGACUAAACCAUUCAGCUCAGAGAACAAAACCCCAUCAAAAUCAUUCACCUGAGCUACAGAUCUUCUCCACCAUCUCAGGUCUAGAAAUGGGAACUGAUUGAAAAUCUAUUAUCUUAUCGGACUUUAAAUAUCUGUAAGAUAUUUUAAGCAUAACACUACUUUGUGACGUAUUUUGUUUGUAGUUUUCUUACAAUUUUGUUGAUCAGAAUGAUUUAUUGAUUGUUGUUCUGUGCUGAACAAUGUAGUUUGCAUUCUCAAUACUUGCCUACUUACUUACUUACUUACGCCUGUUAUUCCCAAUGGAGCAUAGGCCGCCGACCAGCAUUCUACAACCCACUCUGUCCCACUUUGCCUUCCUUUCUAGUUCUAUACAAUCGUUGUUCACUCAAAUCAUUCCCGUCUCCAUUUCUCGGAGUAUUGUGUUCAAUGGUCUUCCUCUUCUCCUCAUUUGGCCUUGAGGAUUCCAUGUGAGUGCUUGCCUUGUAACACAUUUAGGUGCUUUCCUCAAUGUGUGUCCUAUUCACUUCCAGCACUUCUUUCUGAUUUCUUGCUCCACUGGAAUCUCAUUUGUUCUCUCUCAUAGUAGGUUGUUGCUGACAGUGUCUGGUCAAUGGAUCUCAAGUAUUUUGUGUAGACAACUGCUAAUAAACACUUGUAUCUUCUGGAUGAUGGCUUUCGUGGUUGUCUAAGUUUCCACCACAUACUGUAGAACUGUAGAACUGACAUUUGUAUUGAAAAUUCUCACUUUAGUGUUGGUUGACAAUUAUUUUUGACUCCAGAUGUUCUGCAGUUGUAGAUGUGCUGCUCUUGUUCUGCCGAUCCGCGCCUUCAUAUCUGUAUCUGAUCCACCGUGUUCAUCAAUGAUGCUGCCCAGAUAUGUGAAGGUUUUUAUAUCCUCCAAAGCUUCAUCGUCAAGUGUGAUUCGAUUGGUGUAUGGUGUGCACUCUCAGUGACGUUUAGUUAGACAUUUGUUACUCGUCCUUUCAUACUGAUAGAUUCAUAAUGCAGUGGUUGAGGGAGAUCAAUUCAAAUGGAAACAAUCAAUUUGAAACAACUGGACCAAUAUAGAAAAAAUCCAAAAUACCGGUAAGAGCUUCACUCCAAGGUUAGUUAAUAUGAAGAAAGUUAGGUAUAUUUAUAGAGUUAUAUAUGACCUUCGGUUUCUAGGAAUUUCUGGAAACAUGAUAAAUUUAGUAGCGGUAUAAUCAAAUAUCCAUUAGAUGACGUGAUCCAAGAUUCUUAAUUUUUCAGACGUUUCUGAAAGGCUACUAAUCAACGCUGAUUGGACAAAACAUAUUCUGGCGUUUGACAGGCAUCAAGAGAUUUUGACAGAAUAUUUUUGAACUCCCCAACGGAUUCUUAGAUUUCUUCGAAAAAAUUUCGGAAAGUAUGAUUAGACAGACAUAAGAAGAAUGAACAACAAUUGGAUAGAACUAGAAAGGAAGAUCCAUGACAGAGUGGGCUGAAGAAUACUGGUAAGCAGUCUAUGCUCCAUUGGGAGUAACAAGCGUAAUUAAGUAAGUAAUGAUUAGAUAAAGUAAUCUGACAGUUUAGUGAACGGAUUUAAUGAACUAUACUUAUCAAACCAGUUCAUCUCAGUAAAACGCUUUUCUUGAAGAAUGUUCAACUCACAAGAACUCAACGAAUUUAGUAUGAAAUCUAUUCAUGGAAAAUUUACGUAAAAUGGAUUGUUGACAAAUAUCGUAGGUUUGUAUAAAUUAACGAAAAAAAGGGAACUAAUCCAUUCCUUUACAUCACUGUAUUUAAACAUACACACUAAAGACACUAUAAUAGAAGAGGAGGUUUAGUUAAUUAAAGCCAAUUUUAUUAACGAUUGCAGUCUAUUAUGAUAUAAUAAAGGAAAGACUAUAUGUAUCUGACAUCAUUAGAAGAUUUUAAGGAAAGUAAUCGUCAAAGUUAAAUGUGAAAUUGCUAAUGAAGUUCCCAGAACAAAUCAUUUUUGCAGGUCUCUAUAGAAAACACCCCAUGGAAUCUCACUACGAUUAUUCCAAAUUAGUUUCUCAUUGAUAUGCCUAAAGUAUAAACUACAAAGAUUGACCAACUCUUACUUACAUCUGUUACCCCUCGUGGAGGAGCACAGGCCGACCACCAGCAUUCUCCAUCCAAAUCUAUCCAGGACAAUUCUUUCCAGUUGUUAACUAGAAUAAACAAUUUGACCGACUCACUGUAUAUAUAUAUUUUUCAUCUUCACCUCCACAAAUCGUUCAACCUGAAACCUAUCUCGGGCAUAGAUUGAUAGCAAAGAUGUGUACUUGAUCAUAAUCAUUUCAAGUUGGUUUUAUCACUUGACAUUAUUGAUAAGAUGUGACCUAAUUCAUUCAAAAAUGUGUUUCCGUCUAUGUUUGAUAGGUCCUAGGUUCGAAUCUCGCGGGGCGGGAUUGUGGGUACGCACUGCUGAGGAGUCCCACAACAGGACGAAACAGCCGUUCAUUGCUUCCAGAUUUUCCAUGGUGGUCUAGCUUCAAUUGACUCAAAACCCUUUCUGAUUUAUUUGUAUUACUGAGGAUUUAACUACAUGUAUUCUUAAUCCAGAUCAGACCUUAAAAUCAUUUUUCCUGACAUAGAGUGAAGUCCAUUUGCAAUCCCACAUUGUUUUCCACUUCCCAUUUUUGGUCAUCUGUCCUUAGUCAUCUUUAAAUCACACAUACAAUUUUACCAUAUUUGAUGUUCUAAACAAAAUUAGAUUUGCUGAUUUAUUUACCAGACUACUUAAUUAAAUAUUAAAGUAGAAUAAAUCGUUUCCAGAAAAUGUAUUGUGAAAACACUAAAUAUCGAUCGAAAACUACUGAAUCAUUGGUACACAAAUUAGAAACUUUUUAAAAUGGUUCAAUGCAACUUAAUCCACUCAGCUUUUGCACCAUUUAGUUUGUAGCAUUUAUCACUAACAUAAAUAAUAUGGAAAAGUAAUGUGAUUUGGUUUCGAAAAAAAAGUUGAGGGAAUUAUAGAUUGAUUGAAGUUAGACAUUAACACUGUUGGAUGCCAGUCGGCUCAGUGGUUUAGAGGUUAAGCACUCACGCGCGAGAAUGAUAGGUCCUGGGCUCGAAUCUGAAGAAGUGGGAUCGUGAAUACACACUGCCGAGGAGUCCCACAAUAGGAUGAAACAGCCAUUCAGUGCUUCCAGGUUUUCCGUGGUGGUCCAACCUCAAUCGAUUCAUGAAUUAGCAUGAAAAUUGUUCGAAAAUGGACUUAUUACAUUAUUGGUUAAGGCAAAUACGUGAUAUUAUUGAUCAGAUAUGAUUGUAGGACUUGGCCAAUUGAUCAAAGGCUGAUAACUUGCAGGGGGUUUGUGUAGAUUAUUGAAUUUCAUAAUUCGCUUAAGGAACUGAUGUUACUUAAUCGUUUAUGUAAGAAGGCACUGCAAGGACCACAAGUGAUUAUUUAAAUUAAUCUAGACACCUGAAAACAUGCAUUAAGACAUUAAGGACUAUUCAGCUAUUGGAAAUCAGACUUUCUAUAUGGUCUUAUCCUAAUGCGUUAGCCCACAAAUGCCCUGGUACGGCCGAGAGUGGGGGAGAGUCCUCUCUCAUUCUCCAAAUGCUCUCGCAUGACCACGAGUAUAUAGCCUCUGCCAGGAAAGUCCCACUCACUACCUUCUCGUGACACUACUGUUGUUUACGAAAUUGAGAGGAUGAAAAGCGAAUGUUCGGCGCUUUAACCGGGUUGGUGGACACGGAGAGUCCAAUUAGGGGAGUUGGAAAACCCUGAUUCCAAACCAAUGCUUCACAUGGGCUCCAGUAUCCUGAAGGAAUAAGUAACGUAUAAACCAAUCGUUGGUCACUGGCUACUGUGGGAUUGCAUUUCCUUACGUUUCUCCACUGCCUUGUGGAUCAGACCUUCAGGUCGAAGGCUCCGGGUGUGGCCCCCUAAGAAAACCAGCUACUUCGGCUUGGGCACCCGGGGAGUAUCACAGCCCUCACACAUAUCAAAUGAGAUUAGUGUGGCGCAUAUGUAUUUGGUGCCUCUCUGUACCAAUAUCUAUGUGUUAAAAUAAUUAAAUAUUAGAAAUCAAACUUCCUAUAUGGUCUUAUCCUAAUGUGUUAGUCAAAAGUUAAUGAAUAAAUACAGUGACUGAAUCGGAUGGUAGACCAUAAGACGUGAGAAAAAUUUCCACACAUUAUUCUCAAUUCCAAUAAGUUGAUUAUAUAAUGAAAGAAAUCGACUACUUUAGUUAUUUAUGCGGAAUUAGAAUAUGAGAAGAUUAGUCUUUUCUUAGUUAAAGCUUUGGAAUGUGUAUCGUACUUUGAGAAUCAAAUUAAAAGGUAUUCGUAAGUAGCUGAUAAUGAUUUUCUUAGCUAAAUAGACUGUCGUAAUCGAAUAAGAUUAGAUUAUGGAUAUGUUGCAGUGUGGUGUGUGCUACUUAUAUUGAUAUAAGUAGUAUAUGACGCGAGUCAGGUAUGUAAUAUCUGACAGCAAAAGAUUGGGAAGAUGAAGAAAGUAAGAACGGGAAUAGAAGGCAAUUAGUAUAGAAAUGAAGUCCGAGACAAUUACUGAACAUUUUGCAAAUUAGGUAUUAUAGUAUGGUUUUUCUAUUUUACCAAGUAACUCUGUGAUGUGCUGAGUAAGGUCCAGUUGUCCUCACCUGUGUUCUCCUUCACUGCACCAGGAUAUGACUGUUAAGUAACUAGAUUAUGUACAUUUAUAUUUCGUUCACCAUAAGCUUUCAAUUGAUCUAUUGACUAUUAUUACAUGGUUUACUAUUCUCAAGUUAUUUCUAAUCAAUUAGUUACAUUCUCUUACACUCACAGUCACUUUUGGACUGAUCUUGUAUACUUGUUAUUUUUUAUAUUUUAUAGUAUAAUGCGAUCUGGUUUGCUUGUAUGUAAAGUACUUAUAUCUGAAAUAUAUGAUUUAUACAUUAGAGGCUGAGAUUGCUUUCUGGACUCAAUUGGGUAGAGCUAGGCAAGAAGGGCCAAUAAGGAUUCAGAGUUGACAAAAGGCUUCUAGUGCUGUUUUGACGUGUCAUUUGUUUAGCACAAGAAUAAGGUAUUUGGAUUGAUGAUAAUUAUUUAACAUGAUAAAAGUCAUAACACAGAUUAAGUUUUAAAAAUGAACAAAAGUUGACUGAAGUAAUAGAAUUGACCAUAUAUAGAUGUAAAGUAGUGAUUGGAGAUCACCAAUGGAAAAUCCAGAAUCCGGGUUUCAUGAUAUAUGACAUUCGUUAGCAAUCUUAAAGGAAUUGAUACUCUCUGGUAGAUUAGAUCCUAUGUCACUUGAUUUCGCAGUCAGAGACGUUAUCUCUGAGCUGUUUUGAGCUGCUAAUGACCUCUUGUAGAACUGAGAUAUAUUUACAAUUAACUGUCUACUUGGUAGUGACUACUCAAUUAUAGAGUAACUAUGUAUAAUUAGGUAUACCACAUAAUGAAAGUUGACUGAUUAAAAAAAAUUAUCAUUGAUUAAGUUAGUCAACCAUUUACAUACGGAAAAUGUUCAAUUUAUAAUGUGGCCUACACACAUUCAUUUUCAUAAUGAGAAUGAUUUAUAUUCUUAUGUCUUACUACUAUUAAAAUUUGUAGGGAAUUGAAAUAGUUGAUUCAAUGGUCUUGUAUAGUUAUGGAUCUGAUUGUAUUGACUGAGAUGUAUAUACAUGUUGAUGUGAACAGAGAAACAAGAAGCCUUGAUAAACUAUGAAAGCUAUUCUUCAGGACGUUAUUGCAGUUAAUUCAAAGCUUGUAAAACAGUAACAUUUAUUUUUGUCCAUAGUCUAUUCUACAGAACAUGAGCUUUCGUUCGGUGUGUCAUUCAUUGCCAUAUCCCUUUCUGUUCCAAAGCCACUGUAAUUUAAACAUAAUAUUUUGCACCCUAUUUUCUACACUAAUCCCCAGUUUUGAACAUGAUUGUAUUUUCCUAAUUAUUGUACGUUGUGGUCGGGUUAGUCAUCUAUUUAUUCAUGUAUCUUUUUACAUUAAUCUGAAAUCGGGAAAUUGGGAAUAGAUCGAGUAGUAUUCCGGUUGUCAUGUCUUCUGUCACUCGCGUGUUUGUCAGCCAACCAGGUGACAGGAUAGUUUUCUUCUUUCUACCUCACUUGGAACUCACGCGUACUAGCCUCAAGGUUAAGAUGGUCAGCCUAUCUCGUCAAGGUCUUAAUCUAGAUUAGACAAGUUAUCCUCAACAUCAAAAGUGGGUAGACAGAUUAAGGACGUAAUAUGAUGGUCUAAAUACUCAAAUAGAUAUAUCAGUUCAACGAAGGGAUCUCUCUUUUUUCAACAAAUUUAUUAUCAAGCUGUACAAAUGUUAAAGUUCUACUUCCAUAAGAAAAUAUGAACAAGGAAUAAUCAAGAUGACAUAAUAGGAAGAUUACAGUACCAGAUUACGCAAUAUGAAUAAUAACAAUAGACGAAAUAAGUUAUUAAGGAAUUAUAACGUGAAUGUAAUGAGAUGAUUAAAGUGCUUCUGUUACAAUAGAGGUGUAAUGAAUAAGUAAAGUGAUAUCAUGAGCACUUAUGAAUAAGACAAUGAGAAUGUGACACAUCAGUAAAGGGGGAAGUGUAGUAAUAAUAAUAAUAUUAAUUAAGACCAAAGUAACAAUAACGAUAAGACGUACUCCUUUUGUACUCAUAGUUCUAGUUUGAGCUCAUGGAUGGUAAGAGUUUCGGUUAUUUUGAGGAGUUGGAUACGAAGAAAUCUAGGUAGAUUUGAAUGAAUCAUAUAUACAACCUUAAAAUCAAACUGUGGAUCCGUAGAAUGACUACAGUUGAUUCGGUAUUCAAGUAUAGAACUCUUAACUGCUUUCCUCUCGCCCUUGUAGAACCAAACUAGGACAUGUUCCCGUAUCCUAGUUGAAAGCAAGCUCUGGCUCAGCGAGUGAACAAGAAAUAGAUAUUAUUCUAUUGAAAUUGUACUAAACCUACGCCUUGAAUUAUUUUGAACUAAGGCUCUCAAACUGUUAAGAUAAAAUUAAGUGAAAAUAUUAAAUGGUGGUUGGAGGUAGUCGACAGGAAUCCCUGGACCCGGGUUUCGUGCUACUUGGCACUCGUCAGCAAGGUGUACCUGUAAUCUUGAGGGAACUGGUGCUCCAUGGUGGACUUGAUCCCGUGCCACCCAGCUUCUCAGUCAGAGACCUUACCACUAAGCUAUCCAUGCCGCGACCAACCUCCUUUCUUCUGAAGACAUUUACAAUGAAGUUCAUCAUAAUACUACUGAUUAUGUUACAUAUAUUAUCAUAUAAUGUCCAUUCAAAUAAAACAUUGAAAUUCAAUGAAUUAUGGAAGAAAUGGAAAUCUAUUUAUGAUAAACAAUACAAUGAUCCAAAUGAAGAAUUGAUUCGACAAAGAAUUUGGAAUAAGAAUCUAAUCAAAAUUCAAUUGCAUAAUUUACGUUAUGAUUUAGGCUUUGAAACAUAUUCUAUUGGUUUAAGUCGAUUUACCGAUGUUGAAUGGAAUGAAUUUUGUUCAAUGUAUAAAGUUGACAAGAGAUUAAUCAUUCCUGAAUCAUCUUUUAUUGAAGAAGAUUAUGAUGUGAAUAAUGUUGGUUGGACACCGGAUUCAUAUGAUUGGCGUCAUUUGAAUGUUGUGAAUGAACCAAGAGAUGAAGGUUCAUGCAUUGGUUCGUAUGCAUUUGCUGUAACAGCUGUAACUGAAUCUCAAUAUGCUUUACGUACAUCUAAUCGAAAAAAGUUUUCCGUACAACAGUUUAUUGAUUGUACACGUAUAUAUGGUAAUAUGGGAUGUCAUGGUGGCUACACAUUUACAUUAUUUAUUUAUUUACAAAAUUUUGGAUUAGAAACAGAAGAGAAUUAUCCUUUUACGGGUGAGGAUCAAGAUUGUCUAGCAAAUAGUUCAGAUGUGAUUGUUCAAUCGAUUGGUUAUAAAUUUCAUCGACAUGGUUAUGAAACAAUUUUGAAAUGGGCACUGUACAAUGAAGGUCCAUAUGUAAUUUCCAUGAAUAUUGAUGAAAAGUUUUUACAUUAUAAGUCAGGAAUAUAUCAAUCUGAUACAUGUACACAUUAUAAUUUAAAUCAAAGUAUGUUACUUGUUGGUUACGGUUAUGAUAAUGAUGGUAACGAUUACUGGAUAUUGCAAAAUAAUUGGGGGACAAAUUGGGGUGAACAAGGUUACGUGAAAGUACUUCGUAACAAUUGGAAUAUGUGUGGAAUUGCUUCAAUGGCAUUUCGACCAAUAUUACGAGGUUUUUAACUGUCCCGUACAUUUUUAACAUUUCAACUUAUGUUACUUUAAUGACUAAUUAAGUAGUCAAAACUUUCAACAAAUAUUUUGAACUGUAAAUUAUAAAACCACUGAAACAUGUUCAUUGAUUUAAUAUUUUCUCAACUACUAAACAGAAACAACAUGAGGAUGAUGUUGACGAUGCAUUUAAAAUAGAUGAAAGCUUUUAUUGUUAGCUACCAUUUGAGGCCAUCAGGGUAAAUGUUCUUAAGUUGAUAAUAUUGUAGUCUUUCUUAAUAAAUUUUGCUUGUAGGAGUUUGUAUUUUAUCGUUGUCACUGUUAAGGAUUGUAGUUUGUCAGUCACUUUUUUCAUACACACAUUCGGAGGGAAUUAUCUCUCUGUAACCAGCUAGCCACAAGUAUUUUGAUAAUGUUGGACAGUGGCUAGAAGUGGGAGCCACGGCUCACGAUUCAUUUGAUAAGCUUCACCUCGACGUGUCUGCAUCCCACUAAUGAUGUUCACAUGGAGACUCUAUCCCAGUACCUUUAACUAAGAACGCCAUAAAUUAUAUCCACCGAGCAAACGUCCUAACUUUUGUGGUUAAUAUCAGUGAUCGAUGUUUAGUUAGUCGACCAAUGUACAUUUAGGAAGCACUAGAAAGCUAUUUCAUUUUAGAAUAGAACUUUUCAGCUCCCAAUACACUCGAAACCUUGGAGGGAUUGAACUCAACACCUACCAGAACUGGUUGAAAACACUUUACCUUAUAAUUAAUUUAUUGAUUAUUUAAUGAAAAUAAGGUGGAUUCGAGGGGGAGAAUUUACUUCUCAACAAGAUCAUUUACUUAAGUUGCACAUGCACAUCUACAGUUGUUUGGCAAAUAUAUAGGUCUGGAGAAGGAUAGAAAAGAUUGCAUCAUAAAGCGAUUCAGAACUUUAAAUAUCAAAUAUGGUGAAAUAAUAAUCACGGAGUCAGAGAAGAAUAGGUGAAUGAAGAUAAUUUAUGGGUCAGAAUUAUGAAAGAUAAAUGUCCGCUUGAUAGAUAUGAAGAAUCAAUGUAAAACACAAUGGUCACUAUAGUAACUGAAUGAUGAGCAUGAUGAUUGUUAAAGGUUAAUAAUCGCUGAUUGCAGUUUAUCAUUUAAAGACGAUUAAUAAAACAAAACAAGACCAAAGCAUACUAAAAAAGGGAAUUAGGGCAAAGGAAUGAUGAGAGGCUUGACAUAUUGUUUUAACUCGCAGAGUUCGGAC